AUGAAAGAAGAAUUGAACGAACUGAUGAUCGAGCAAUCACCGUUUUGUGAUGCUACAACUCUGGAGCCGACACCAUUUCGUGAUGGCACAACACUGGAACCUUCUUCUUCUCGCCUUCAGGAGGGGAUGUAUGAAGUUAGCUUCUCAGACAGGGAAAAGCAUACUCCUUGUCAACAGCAGUACUACUAUGUGCAAGCAAUCGAAUGUCGAUCACCAAAACAGCACUCAGAGCACGAAAACGAGCAGGCCUCAUGGAUGGCGACAGUGGACCGCGUCAUCAGAAGCAUAUCCCCUGACGAUUUCUCCUUUGAAACAGAUCAGAAUCAAGUUUCAUCCUCAUCUUUGCUGAGUUCACCAAGAACAGUCCAAGCUUGGAGCGAAAGUCCACUUGUAUACCGACCACCACGACGAAAGAGAGUAAAGCAUGACCAUAACUUAGCCAUCAUUGAUACUCCUCCAACGAAUGACUUCAGGAGUGACGAUGAUAAUCUCAAGCCACGAUAUAGAUCCUAUCAACAGGUUCAGUGGGAUCAGCAAUAUCAGGAAUUGCUCAAGUUCCAAGAGCGGCACGGCCAUUGCAUUGUCCCACAUACCUACGACCCCAAUCCUUCUCUCGCUCGUUGGGCCAAGCGUCAGCGGUACCAGUACGUACAGAAACUAGAACACAAAAAGUCGGGCAUGUCAAAUGCUCGGCAGCGAAAGCUCGAUGCCGUGGGGUUCGUAUGGGACCUUCAGAUGACGGCAUGGCGGCAGCACUUCAAUGACCUCGUGGACUACAAACAAAAGCAUGGCGAUUGUAACGUUCCCAGUCGGUAUACUGAGAAUCCGCCUCUUGGCAUGUGGGCCAAGUGCCAACGUCGACAAUAUAGGCUCUAUUGCUCCAACCAACCCUCGCGCCUGACAUCAGAGCGCUUUCAGCUCUUGAAAAACUUGGGAUUAUUCGCACAGGCAGAGGAGCCCCUUCUCUUGGGCAAUGUAACGAAAAAGAGAAAAGUGAUGGCGGUCAAACGCCAUGUCUCGAGUGGUGGAGCAAGAUUUUCAAUUUGCAAUAGCGCGUUCGCUCUUGAAUGCUUAUAA
Messenger RNA from Cylindrotheca closterium, 1077 nucleotides. The record is from the annotation of a GenBank genome assembly. NCBI's taxonomy places the organism in Eukaryota, Bacillariophyta, Bacillariophyceae, Bacillariales, Bacillariaceae.